This is a messenger RNA of Arctia plantaginis, 2283 nucleotides long. Lineage: Eukaryota; Metazoa; Arthropoda; Insecta; Lepidoptera; Erebidae. The record is from the annotation of a GenBank genome assembly.
AUGAAGUUGACUGUAGAUGGUUUACUUGUUUACUUUCCUUAUGAUUACAUUUACCCAGAGCAAUAUGCGUAUAUGUUGGAAUUAAAGAGAGCUUUAGAUGCUAAAGGUCAUGGCUUGUUGGAGAUGCCUUCAGGAACUGGAAAAACUAUAUCACUGCUGUCAUUGAUUGUUGCCUACAUGAUCCAGAACCCUCAUCAUGUCAGGAAGUUAAUAUACUGUUCCCGUACAGUACCAGAGAUAGAAAAGGUAUUGGAAGAGUUGAAGAAUCUCUUCAAAUACUAUGAGAAGACUCAGGGAGAGAAGCCUAGUCUGACUGGAGCUGUACUGACAUCACGGAAGAAUCUAUGCAUACACCCAGAUGUAUCAAGGGAAAAAGAAGGCAAGUUGGUGGAUGGUAGAUGCCAUGCUCUGACUGCCAGCUACAUCAGGGAGAGACAUGAAGCUGAUAGCAGUGUAAACAUCUGUCAGUUCUACGAAGGCUUCAACCGCGAAGGUAAAGAGUCCAUGUUGCCGUACGGCGUGUACACCAUAGACGAUCUCAAACAAUAUGGCGCCGACAGGAACUGGUGCCCUUACUUUCUCUCCAGAUUUGCCAUAAUCCACGCAGAAAUCGUGGUAUACUCGUACCACUAUCUCCUGGACCCGAAGAUCGCCGAGGUGGUAUCGAAGGAGUUGAACAGGGAGGCGGUGGUUGUGUUCGACGAGGCGCACAACAUUGACACCGUGUGCAUCGACUCGCUCAGCGUCAAGCUCACGAGGCGGACCAUCGACAAGAGUAUUGUAGCUCUACAACAGUUGGAAAAGACCGUAGCACAGAUCCGCGAGGCGGACGCGGCUCGUCUGACGGUGGAGUACGAGGAGAUGGUGGAGGGGCUGCGCCAGGCCGCCCUACAGAGGGAGACCGACGCUAUACUAGGGAACCCCAUCCUGCCCGACGACAUACUCAAUGAGGUGGUCCCCGGGAACAUUCGGAAUGCUGAACAUUUCCUCAGCUUCCUGAAGCGGUUCAUAGAGUACAUCAAGACGAGGUUGAGGAUACAACAUGUCGUUCAGGAGUCGCCUGCAGGGUUCCUGAAGGACGUGGCGGCGCGCGUGUGCAUCGAGCGCAAGCCGCUGCGGUUCUGCGCCUCGCGCCUCGCCUCGCUCAUGAAGACGCUGGAGAUCCCCGACCCCUCCAACUUCGCCUCGCUCACGCUCAUCACCCACCUGGCCACGCUCGUCUCCACGUACACCAAGGGGUUCACCAUCAUUAUUGAACCGUUCGAUGAUAAGACACCGACCGUUUCAAACCCUAUACUGCAUUUUUCAUGUAUGGACUCUUCCAUAGGCAUGCGACCAGUGUUCGCUAGAUUCCAGACAGUGAUCAUAACGUCAGGUACGUUGUCGCCCCUGGAUAUGUACCCAAAAAUCUUGGACUUUAACCCAGUUAUCAUGAGUUCCUUCACCAUGACGCUCGCCAGACCUUGCAUAUUACCUAUGAUAGUAUCCAAAGGCAGUGACCAGGUGGCAAUAUCAUCUAAAUAUGAGACGAGAGAAGAUGUAGCAGUCAUAAGGAAUUAUGGACAGUUGCUCGUUGAGAUAGCCGCAUGUGUCCCGGACGGUGUGGUGUGUUUCUUCACGUCGUAUAUGUACCUGGAGAGCGUUGUGGGCGCCUGGUACGACCAAGGUGUGGUGGCGAGCUUACAACGACACAAAUUACUGUUCAUAGAGACACAGGACUCGGCAGAAACUAGUUUUGCUCUCAUCAAUUACAUUAAGGCGUGUGAGAGCGGGCGUGGCGCGGUCCUGCUGUCGGUGGCGCGGGGCAAGGUGUCGGAGGGGGUGGACUUCGACCACCACCUGGGCCGGUGCGUGCUCAUGUUCGGGAUACCCUACGUCUUCACGCAGAGCCGGAUACUCAAGGCCCGGCUCGAGUACCUCCGAGAUCAGUUCCAGAUCCGUGAGAACGAUUUCCUGACAUUCGACGCGAUGCGACACGCGGCGCAGUGCGUGGGGCGAGCUCUGCGUGGUAAAACGGACUACGGUAUAAUGAUAUUCGCGGACAAGCGGUUCAGCCGCGCGGACAAGAGGACCAAGCUGCCGCGCUGGAUUCAGGAACACCUCAAGGACUCGCUCUGUAAUCUCAGCACUGAGGAGGCCGUACAGAUCUGCAAGCGCUGGCUCCGUCAGAUGGCGCAGCCGUUCACGCGCGAGGACCAGCUCGGCGUGUCGCUGCUCACACUCGCGCAGCUGCAGUCGCAGGAACAGCAGGACAAGAUUGAGAAGCAGGUCAUACAGAAAUGA